CCUAGUGUGUGUACCCAAACGCUAAUAACCCCUCAACCAACUGCAGAGCUCUCCCUGUCUUUAAUUUUUUAUCUGUAAAUAUCUGUAGAACUAUUGCGCAAAAUAUUCCAAGAUUCUCAGUCCAGAUUCCAAGCCGUGUGGCUUUCCGUGUUUUGUUCCUUUUAUGCCGCCGUCUCAUGUACUUCGCAGAGCACGAAACUGGGGCAGGGACUGGGAGGUUUCGUGACUGGGUCAUCUUUGAAUUCUAUUUGCAGUGAAAACAUCGCUUUCUUCAAUUUGUGCAACUCAUCGUUGAUCUCGAAAGUCGCCUCCUUUGCUAAAGAAUCAUAUUUUUUUCUAGAUAUAACUCAUAAUUGCAUUUUUGGCAAAUGGGCCUUCAUUGAAUCGUUUAAAUUCACACUGAAAAUGGCUAUCUUGAAUUUCUAAGUCCAUUUAGCAUGGAUCUGGAACCUGGGGUUUAUCAAAAACAUGCUAAGAGAGAGUCAUGGAAGACAUUACUGACUCUGGCUUAUCAGAGUAUUGGCGUUGUCUAUGGAGAUUUGAGUAUUUCACCUCUAUACGUUUAUAAAAACACAUUCGCUGAAGAUAUCGGACACUCGGAAACCAAUGAAGAGAUUUAUGGCGUGCUGUCCCUUGUGUUCUGGACCCUCACUUUGGUUCCUUUGCUGAAAUACGUGUUUAUUGUGCUUAGAGCUGACGAUAAUGGCGAGGGAGGAACAUUUGCUCUGUACUCGUUGCUGUGUCGACACGCCAGAGUCAGCUCACUGCCCAAUUGCCAGGUGGCAGACAAGGAGCUCUCGGAAUACAAGAAGGAAAGCAUUGGGUCGGCCCCAGAGACCGGUUAUGGGUCGAGAUUGAAGUCUACAUUGGAGAAGCACAAGGUUUUGCAAAGAUUUCUUCUUGUUCUGGCUUUGAUUGGUGCUUGCAUGGUGAUUGGAGAUGGUGUGCUCACACCAGCUAUUUCUGUUUUCUCUGCGAUAUCUGGACUCGAGCUUUCGGUGUCAAAAGAGCAUCACAAAUAUGUUGAAGUUCCAGUUGCAUGCAUCAUACUGAUAGGCUUGUUUGCUCUUCAACAUUAUGGCACCCACAGGAUUGGGUUCUUGUUUGCUCCUAUAGUUUUGACAUGGCUUUUGUGCAUUAGUGCCAUUGGGAUAUAUAACAUAUUUCAUUGGAACCCGCAUAUCUAUCAGGCAUUUUCUCCAUGUUACAUGUAUCGAUUUUUAAGGAAAACUCAAAGCAAAGGUUGGAUGUCCCUGGGUGGAAUCCUUUUGUGCAUAACAGGUUCGGAAGCCAUGUUUGCCGAUCUUGGACACUUUUCACAGUUAUCAAUCAAGAUUGCUUUCACGUCUGUGGUUUAUCCAGCUUUGAUUCUUGCAUACAUGGGGCAGGCUGCAUAUCUAUCUAAGCAUCAUUUAAUUGAGACUGUCGGAUUUUAUGUAUCUGUACCUGAGAACUUAAGAUGGCCUGUUCUGGUAAUAGCUGUACUUGCUGCAGUGGUAGGAAGCCAAGCCAUCAUCACUGGAACUUUCUCUAUCAUUAAACAAUGUUCCGCACUGGGUUGCUUCCCAAAAGUGAAAAUUGUCCACACAUCAUCCAAAGUUCAUGGAAGGAUUUACAUCCCUGAGAUCAACUGGAUCUUGAUGCUGUUAUGCUUGGCUGUUACUGUUGGUUUCAGAGACACAAAGCGCUUGGGUAAUGCAUCAGGUUUAGCAGUCAUCACUGUCAUGUUGGUCACCACCUGCUUAAUGUCUCUAAUUAUCGUCCUAUGUUGGCAUCAGAAUGUCUUCCUUGCAAUUUGCUUCGUAUUCUUUUUUGGAACAAUUGAAGCUCUCUAUUUCUCAGCUUCUAUCAUCAAGUUCCAUGAGGGAGCCUGGGUCGCUAUCGCCAUUGCGUUCAUCUUCAUGAUCAUCAUGUUCGUUUGGUACUAUGGCACUGUGAAGAAGUAUGAGUUUGAUGUGCAAAAUAAGGUCUCCAUCAACUGGCUACUUAGCCUGGGUCCCAGCCUAGGCAUUGUACGAGUCCGGGGCAUUGGCCUCAUACAUACUGAUCUGGUCUCUGGAAUCCCAGCAAUCUUUUCCCACUUUGUCACCAACCUUCCUGCCUUCCACCAGGUCUUAGUUUUUCUUUGCAUCAAAUAUGUCCCUGUCCCGCAUGUGAAGCCUGAGGAGCGGUUUCUAGUUGGCCACAUUGGCCCCAAAGAGUUCAGGCUCUACAGGUGCAUUGUAAGAUAUGGAUAUCGUGAUAUUCACAAGGAUGACACUGAGUUUGAGAAGGAUCUUGUAUGCAGUAUAGCAGAGUUCAUACGCUCCGGGAGCACUGGACCUAAGGAAACAGUUGAAGACUUGGGGAAGGAUGAAGAUAAAAUGACAGUCGUUGGGAUGUGUUCUACUCAUGCAGAUGGAAUCCAAAUAAGCGAGGAUGAUGUGAGCAAUAUAGAGUCAGCUGGUACAUCAGAACAUAGGGAGAUAAAGUCACCACCGGUGAUACAACCAAGAAAAAGGGUAAGGUUUGUCGUGCCGGAGAGCCCAAAGAUAGACGCAAGUGCCAAGGAAGAAUUGCAGGAGCUGAUGGAAGCUAGAGAAGCUGGGAUAGCUUACAUACUGGGGCACUCAUACAUGAAAGCAAAGCGAGGAUCGAGCAUGCUGAAGAAACUUGUAAUCAACUAUGGGUAUGAAUUCCUGCGGAGGAACAGCCGUGCAGAGACCUAUGCAUUUAGUCAUCCGCAUGCAUCUACUUUGGAGGUAGGGAUGGUCUACCAUGUUUGAUUUUGCUUACAAAAAUAUUGUAACGUAUAGUGUACAUUUUGUAGCAUCAUGCAAUAGUGAAGACCACCACUGUUGGAUGGUGGAUGGAAGAGCUUACACAGUUCCGAGUCUUUUUUUCACUAUACAGGUCCCCCCCACUUUUUCGUUUUUGGUUAUAGAAAGGUGGCAUAGAUUCUUAUACUAAACUUUCUCCCCUGGGGAUUUAUGAUCCUGGGGGCUUGUCAGAAUGAUAAAUUGCUCUUGGAGAAUCUUUCCAUCA
Molecule: messenger RNA, 3024 nt
Organism: Carya illinoinensis
Lineage: Eukaryota; Viridiplantae; Streptophyta; Magnoliopsida; Fagales; Juglandaceae
Product: potassium transporter 6-like
Exons: 9
Coding region: 438-2765 (775 amino acids)
Biological process (GO): potassium ion transmembrane transport
Cellular component (GO): membrane
Molecular function (GO): potassium ion transmembrane transporter activity
Source: RefSeq, a predicted model, not a curated record